This is a messenger RNA of Hevea brasiliensis (rubber tree), 735 nucleotides long. Its product is annotated as protein mago nashi homolog. Gene Ontology annotation, cellular component: nucleus; exon-exon junction complex. The record is from RefSeq and is a predicted model, not a curated record. Gene Ontology annotation, biological process: RNA splicing. NCBI's taxonomy places the organism in Eukaryota, Viridiplantae, Streptophyta, Magnoliopsida, Malpighiales, Euphorbiaceae.
AGGAGACAGGUUUUCUUCUCUUCUGACUUCGUUGGAACAGCAAUUGCAUUUGCAGUGAGAGAGGCAAACAUGGCAAUGGCUGCAAAAGAUGAUGAGUUCUACCUUCGAUACUACGUGGGACACAAGGGGAAAUUCGGCCACGAGUUCCUUGAGUUCGAGUUCAGACCAGAUGGUACUCGAUACGCCAACAACUCCAAUUACAAGAACGACACCAUGAUCCGCAAUGCCGUCCUUAAGGAGUGCUGCCGUAUCAUCUCCGAGAGCGAGUUUUUCUUUAUCAUGAAGGAAGAUGAUGCCAACUGGCCAGAACCGGACAGGGUUGGGCGACAAGAGCUUGAAAUUGUGAUGGGAAACGAGCAUAUCUCCUUCACUACCUCAAAAAUUGGGUCUCUUGUUGAUGUCCAGAGUAGUAAGGAUCCUGAAGGACUUCGUAUCUUCUAUUACCUUGUUCAGGACUUGAAGUGCUUUGUCUUCUCUCUCAUCUCACUACAUUUCAAGAUUAAGCCUAUUUAAGGGCUAUUAUGCUGUCCAUUCGAUUUGUAUCCGGGGAUUAUUUUUGUGUUUGAUUUUUGCUUGUAAGAUUUGCUAUUUCAAUAACUUGAUGGUUUUACUGCCUUUCGAGAACUGUUUGAGGCUGUGUAAGGAUGUAUGGGCAUGUGGUUACCCAAUUGAGAAUAUUUCGAGGAACUGUUGGGAACGUGGAAAUAGCAAAAUUAAUCAACGUCUUAGAAGGUC